UAGGUGUGUGCUGAUCUGAGACCAGCCGUUGGCAGCAAUAUUAAUGAUCGACUCCGCUUUGCUAAAGUGACAACACUGAACCUGGAUCUUACAUCGCUGUGGUCUUCUUUAGAGCCUGUUUUAUAAGGUGAAAUGAUGCGUUCAAUGUCGACACGGUGAACGUUUUUUAAAUAUAUCUCAUCUCUUAUGUGACUUAUCGACACACCUACAUUUCUUUCCUCGAAACUAAGUGCAAACUCUGCCACCUUUUGGUGAAACACGAGCAACAACAAAAACACAACAGGCAACUGUUUGGCUCGUUUAUUGCAUGACAAAGCAACAAAACAUUGGCAGCUAAAACAAUGUAGUGCUGUUAGGAGUCGUGCAUUGAAAUAACACUUUCACGACCUCCUUUUUUUGGGGGGAGAUGAAACUUGUUUGUAAAGGUGGGAAUGUGUCAGCAUGUGCAGUGGCAUGGCUCAGAGGUGUUCAAACAAAGCCGUGCACUCGCACAUAAGAGGAGUUUGACCGAUUUACACAUCGCGUGCGAACCAAGCGCUUCUCGUGACAGCGGGACAGAUGCUUCUCAGGCAAAUGCUGCCUUCACUGCAGGAAGUGUAACGAAGCAGCACGGCGCAUGCUCUCGCGUCUCUCCGACAAGCGGAGGAUGAAUUAUCUCCUGCUGUAAAAACGCACUGUGGGGAGGGGUGAUGGCGGGUGCUGAGGUCAUUGUGUCUUCAGGGGAUCUCAUGACAGUGAAGGAGGAGGAAGGGGAGUUCAGUGGCAACAACCAUAAGACUCAGGUCAUCCUGCAUCUGCAGCCUAUCCUGCACGGGGUAAACGAUGGCAUUGCUGACACUGGAACUACAGUCUUGGCCAUAGAGACACAUCGGGACAGUAAAGCAGACGGAGAGGAGAUCGAGUACGGCUACCCCAUCACCUGUGGAGACAGCAGAGCAGUUCUACUAUUUAAGAAGUUUGUGUGCCCUGGAAUCAAUGUCAGAUGUGUCAAAUUCAAUGACCAGCUCAUUAGUCCUAAGCAGUUUGUACACCUGGCAGGUAAAGCCACUCUGAAGGACUGGAAAAGAGCCAUAAGACUGGGAGGGGUCAUGCUCAGUGAGUCGAUACGCCAACUCAAUAGAAAAAUGAUGGACUCCGGCCAGAUAGAUUUCUACCAGCAUGACACCGUGUGCAGCAACACCUGCCGCAGCACUAAAUUUGAUGUGCUGGUCAACACCACGCGCCUUCCUCCAGGGACCUUAGUGCAGCCGAGCCCGUCAUGUCUGGCUCUCGACCCCCUUGGAGGACAGGUGCCUGCCCUGACAGGAGAGGUUGUACAUGAUGCAGCAGAGAUAGAGGAGCCUUUGGAGGAGAAGUUCAGCACAACAGCAGAGUGGAGCCCUGGUCCAGCCGGGUCUGUGAAUCCCACAGCAGCCAAUGGACAUGCUACAAAGAGAAAGAGGGCAGACACACCUGAUGGAGUAUUGGGCCUGUGGAAGGGUGUGGCAGACUCUGGGCUGAUGGGGGAGGUCCUGUCCAGUCUCCAGACUGAAUUAUUAGCCACUUUUAAAGGAGUGGAGGCUCGCAGUGAGAAGGCCAACCUACAGGAGACAGAUGCUGUUAUACUUAAUUCCCUGUGCAAGAUGUUUGGGCUCUUAGACUCAGUCAAGCAAGCGCUGGAUUUGAAGCGAAGCCAGGACGAAGAAAACAAAAUCCAUAACAAUGUUUAUGUGUUUGAUGAGAUUUUGGAGGACCGGAGGAAGCAGGGUUGUGAUAAAAGCACCUCCUGCAAAAUGAAAUCCUCGAAGCAUCUACAACCUCAACGUCACAACCCGUCAAACAGCCAAAUCCACAACUUGCUGUCCCCCAUCAAAAUGAACCCCUUGAUCCAGUCUCUCUCUGUUGCUGGUUUAUCUGCUGCAUCCUACGCUCAGCUAACCAUCAACCCUCAGCUCUUCACCCAUUUGUCUGUCUCCACUGGCCAGCUUCACCAUACCCGAGUUGGCAGGACGGACGGCCAUAGUGCUAUGCUGGAGAGAGAGCUCGGUGAGACAGGGACAAAGGAGAAGCUUCACAGGGUCAAGCAGGAGGACUUGGAGAAAGAGGAAGCCUCAAGGAUCCACAAAUCUGGACAGAGGACUGUAAAGUUUCAUGAAGAUCCAUAUCUUAGUGAGGAAGUAGAGGAGAGAGAGCGCUUCCGUGACAUUGAAAGGGUGGUUGUAGGAAGAAAGUCAACAAAGAAACAUAAAAGUAAGUGAGGGAGACAGACAGUCCAAAAGGGAUGCUGGACUAAGCGAGGGAAUGUGCCUGAGACCUGAAGACUAUAAAGGGAAAAGAUUAAAAACAACAUUACUAUGUCAAACCAACUUUGUUCUUUACUGUUUGACAAGUUUUCCUGUGUGGUUACGUGCAGUGUUAUAGGCACAGAUUUGUUCUUGCGUUGAGGUUGUAAAUGGCACAUUCAAUAUAAGUAUUUUGGACAUGUUUUUCUAACAUUUUGUCAAUUCUAAACACAACAGAGUUGAAAUUUUAAGUCAAUUCAAUGAUUAGGCAAUUCACAGAAACUUAAUUGGCAACAAUUACGAUUAAUCAUUUUCAACAAAAAUGCCCAAAAUGUACCAGUCCCAGUUUCUCAGAUCUGAUUUUCUUAGACUUUUAUUUGGGUUUUGGACUGUUGGUUGAAUAAAAUUUGCAAUAUUUUGUAAUAUAAAGAAGUCACUUUGGACUCUGGGAUAUUGCAAUGAGGAUUUUUUUA
This is a messenger RNA of Larimichthys crocea (large yellow croaker), 2734 nucleotides long. RefSeq names its product glucocorticoid modulatory element-binding protein 1. Gene Ontology annotation, biological process: regulation of transcription by RNA polymerase II. The record is from RefSeq and is a predicted model, not a curated record. Lineage: Eukaryota; Metazoa; Chordata; Actinopteri; Sciaenidae. Bases 690 to 2237 code for a protein of 515 amino acids. Gene Ontology annotation, cellular component: nucleus. The transcript is spliced from 11 exons. Gene Ontology annotation, molecular function: RNA polymerase II cis-regulatory region sequence-specific DNA binding.